GUAUGAACAAUGCUUAACUGCGUUUUGCAGACGCGAAGACGGACGUUCUUUUGGGAAAUCGUGCCUCUAUUCUAUUUGUUAAAAAUGUGUUAAAGUGUUUGUUUUUGUCCGAAUCUGAUGUCCACCUUAUUUCACAAUGAAGAAUGAACACUGGAUGAUAAGCUUGCAGAAAGUAUUCUACCCUUUUCUUGUCAUCAUUGGUGUCCCAUCUAACACAAUAACGUUCAUGAUCUUCUGGAGAAGGAGCUGCGGCCUUUCUCCUUCCUGUCGAUGCUACCUGAUGGCAAUCUCUGUGGCUGAUACCCUAGUUCUUAUCCAGAUUGUUUUGCUUGAAAUGAUCCUUCAAUACUACACCAUAGAACCGUUUUGGACCAGGGUCCCGUGGUGUAUGAUUCGUGAUGUAUUUAGCUAUGGUGCAUACAACGCUUCCGUCUGGCUCGUGGUCUGUUUCACCAUUGAACGUUUUUUUGCGAUUAAAACUCGCCAUUUAAAGCCCAAGAUAUGUACCAAAAAGUGUUCCUUGUGCAUUAUAGCAUCUGUCUUUAUCUGCAGUCACGCAUUUUCAAUUCCAUAUUUUUGGUCAAACGAGUCAAGACAUCUCAAUGGAACCAACAGGUUUACCUGUGUUUAUAAUAAUCACUUACCGAGUUUCUAUGUGGAAGGACUGGUAUGGUUUCAAGCUACCCUUGUCUACAUUAUACCAUAUAUAAUCAUAUUUGCACUCAAUGGCUCGAUCUUAAAACACAUUUGCAACAGCAACAAAGUACAAUGUGAAACUUUCCGAGACCGUAGAAGUUUUUCAUCAUUUACGCGUUCAAAAAAGCAGAAGCGGAAAUCGGUGGUUCUGUUGGUUACGGUUUCAAUGACUUUCGCUUACCUUUGCACCACACGUUUUGUUACCCAAAUCAUGAUUAAGACGUUAUAUUAUAAUAUAAACAGAAAAGACUACACUAAGACUAUCAAUGUUGCUGCAGAUAUAGGGACGAUGCUUGACCUUACUAAUGCUGCUGUGAACAUGUACCUUUACGCUUGUACGCAAUACAGAUUUCGAAAGGAGUUACUAGAGAUUGCAAAAGCUGUUAAGUCAUGCAAACUAUAUGAGAAGCAGAAGCAUAAACAUGUCAUUUUUUUCGUUCACUAUAGUAAAUACCCCCCCAAAAAAGCAUUAGUCGGCUAG
Spea bombifrons (plains spadefoot toad) is the source of this 1177-nucleotide messenger RNA. Its product is annotated as probable G-protein coupled receptor 139. Gene Ontology annotation, molecular function: G protein-coupled receptor activity. Gene Ontology annotation, cellular component: membrane. The record is from RefSeq and is a predicted model, not a curated record. The transcript has 2 exons. NCBI's taxonomy places the organism in Eukaryota, Metazoa, Chordata, Amphibia, Anura, Pelobatidae. Bases 137 to 1177 code for a protein of 346 amino acids. Gene Ontology annotation, biological process: G protein-coupled receptor signaling pathway.